AUGCUAUGCAUUUCACGUGCUCGACACGCACGACGCUUGCGCUCCGCGUCGGGCUCUCUCCGCCGCUCGGUCGGUGCGUCGAGGCCCACCCGGUGCCAACGUCCCGAAGGAAUGCUACCUGUUGGAACUAGGGUUGGGUCGUCCGGUCCGCCUCACGGUGAGCACCGGUCUGCUCGUCCCUACUGCCGGCGAUGCGCUCCUGGACUUAAUUGCCCGGGUCGUUCCUCCGGCGCUGUUACUUUGAAGAAAUUAGAUUCUUGGAUUUAUGAAAGACGAACAACUGCGAAAGCAUUUGCCAAGGAUGUUUUCAUUAAUCAAGAACGAAAGUUGGGGGCUCGAAGACGAUCAGAUACCGUCCUAGUCUCAACCAUAAACGAUGCCGACCAGGGAUCGGCGGAUGUUACUUUUAGGACUCCGCCGGCACCUUAUGAGAAAUCAAAGUCUUUGGGUUCCGGGGGGAGUAUGGUCGCAAGGCUGAAACUUAAAGGAAUUGACGGAAGGGCACCACCAGGAGUGGAGCCUGCGGCUUAA
Durio zibethinus is the source of this 531-nucleotide messenger RNA. NCBI's taxonomy places the organism in Eukaryota, Viridiplantae, Streptophyta, Magnoliopsida, Malvales, Malvaceae. The record is from RefSeq and is a predicted model, not a curated record.